This is a messenger RNA of Neurospora crassa OR74A, 675 nucleotides long. RefSeq lists its product as hypothetical. The transcript has a single exon. The record is from RefSeq and is a predicted model, not a curated record. Bases 1 to 675 code for a protein of 224 amino acids. Lineage: Eukaryota; Fungi; Ascomycota; Sordariomycetes; Sordariales; Sordariaceae.
AUGUCUCCGGCCACUACCACCACCACCUUCCACCCCUUCCCUCUUCUCCCUUUUGAACUCCGCCUCCAGAUAUGGAAAUCAAGCAUCACCCCCCGCACCGUCUCACUCCGCGUCGGCACAAUCUGGCGUCCCUAUAAUAGGGAAGCCACCUAUAGCCUACUCUCAUCUAGUACGACAGCCGCGCCCGCGCUCCUUCAUACAUGCCACGAAUCCCGCGAGGUCGGGCUAAAGGCAUACACGCAAGCCUUUUCGGAAUGGGACACGGACCGGGUGAAUCUUUGGCGGUAUCCGGAGCCACCGCGGCCGGCCAGGUAUCUCUGGGUGAACUUUGAUUUGGACAUGGUUGACAUUGGCGGGUGGUUGGGGAUCCAGUUUGUGGCCAAAUACACGAGGCACAUCAGGCGGUUAAGGAUGGAGUGCAAUAGGACGAGCACGGUGGGCAGACAGGAGUUUAGGUUGUGGAGGGGCCGGCUGCAAACGGGGCUGUUUGAGAGGUUGAGGGAGAUUGAGAAUGCAGUUCGUGAUGAUGCGUGGUUUCCCGAGAGCUGGAGGGGGGAUGGGGCGUUUGUGGAGGGGUGGAGGUUGGAGGUGCGGAAUUGGGAGGAUGGGAGGGGGUAUACUUUGCUGAUGGAGAAGAUGAUGAGUGGUGGUGAUGAUGAUGCGAAUCGUGGGUGA